GAAACUUCCAUAACAAAAAUGGCACAUGAGAACUAACUGACAUUUAUCAUCAGUGUUCGUACCGAAAACGAAACCUAACCACACGGUGUGGCUGACACUGAUCCCCGUGAAGAUGUAGUAACACGAACCGUUAGCCCCCUCGGCGUCACUCGGCAUGGCACUGCAAAUAUCAGCUCUAUUUUCAUAUAUCAGAGCCCCGCUGUGCACUGGCCCUCUGUCCCGUGUCCGCGCUGACUUCCAGGGAGCCGGUGUCAAGUUCAAACACAUUUUAACUCCUGGAAGCCUGCGGCUGGGAGGAAAGCCAGAAAAAAGUCCUGUCCGCGGCCAUAUUAACGCUGCCCUCCGAGCUGAGAAGUUUUCAACAACGACAGCAGCACUUUUGAAGUCCAACCAGGGGAACGCCUCCUCCUCACCCCGGGGGAUGAGAGGUUGGCUAGGCAAGGUAGCCCUCGGUGCCGCCCUCGGAGUGAGCACAGUCGCUUUGGUCCAUUCUCUCCACACCGGAACAGUUACUGCCAUGGACCGCAAAGUUAAACUGAACUCCGCUGAGGGAGACUGGAAGGAGACCAAAGACUUCUUGCUGUCUCUGUCUGAGACAGACAGGCGUGAGUACUACAGGACGUCUAACUUCGUGCCACUGGCCGACAUCUCAGUCUGGACUCCCACCGCAGGCGGUUCUGAACAAACUCUCUACCAGAAGAAUGAAAAGUUGGACAAGAAGAUUUCCCUCUACAGCGGUGACAUCACCAAGUUGGAGAUAGACGCUAUUGUCAAUGCAGCCAACAAGACUCUGCUCGGCGGAGGUGGAGUGGAUGGAGCGAUCCACCGUGCUGCAGGUCCAAUGCUAAAAAAGGAGUGUGCUUCCCUCCAGGGCUGUGAGACCGGAGAGGCCAAGAUUACUUGUGGCUACGGCCUCCCAGCAAAGUAUGUGAUCCACACUGUGGGGCCGAUUGCACAAGGAGGAGUGGGAGAGGAGGAGAAGAAUGCCUUGAGGUCGUGCUACAAGAACAGCCUGCAAAUAGCCACCGAAAACGCUGCACGCUCUGUGGCUUUCCCCUGCAUCUCCACUGGAAUCUACGGAUAUCCACCUGAGCAGGCUGUGCACGAGGCGUUGGCGACUGUGAGGGAGUAUCUGGAUGAGCAUCAUGACAAGCUGGACAGAGUCAUCUUCUGUGUGUUCUUGCCAACGGAUAAGGAGCUGUAUCUGCAGACCCUCCCACUGUACUUCCCUGCCACUGACCAAUGACAGCAGCUUAUUGUUCAGAGGCCACAAUCAAGAGUAAACUCUGAGAGUCGAUUUGUCAGAUUUGGUUGCUGUGGAUACACACCGCUACGCUCAGCAUCCAGAUUCCUCGUCACAGAUCAAAACCUUCUUCAGCAGGAAGAUAAUUCCUAAAUAGGUGAUUGCUUUUUUGAAGUGCACACUGGCUCUUCUGCAGAUGUUAUUUAGUUCCUUUUUUCCAUGAAUGGUUGAGAGAGGUGAUGAAGGUGUGAAAUUAUACUGAUAAGUCUCAUGAAAAAUCGACCUUAAGCUGCACUCUAACUUGACCUUUGUUUUCUGUGUUCAGUGGUGCAUCAAGCUAAGAGUUAUGUGUCCUGUGCUAUUAGAAUAUUGGUAUUCCAGUAUGUGUGUGCGCAUAUGUGUGAGACAAUGACAAAAGCUUAUUAAAACAAAUCACACAGGC
Molecule: messenger RNA, 1685 nt
Organism: Sander lucioperca (pikeperch)
Lineage: Eukaryota; Metazoa; Chordata; Actinopteri; Perciformes; Percidae
Gene: macrod1
Product: mono-ADP ribosylhydrolase 1
Exons: 11
Coding region: 155-1246 (363 amino acids)
Biological process (GO): purine nucleoside metabolic process; peptidyl-glutamate ADP-deribosylation; DNA damage response
Cellular component (GO): nucleoplasm
Molecular function (GO): ADP-ribosylglutamate-[protein] hydrolase activity
Source: RefSeq, a predicted model, not a curated record